GCACUGAGCUGAAGCCGCUCAGCACCGGUCUCGCGCUGCUCGAGCUAAGAACUCUAAGAGAACCAAAGCACGAGCGACAACAGCACGAGCGCGAGACUACCAAACCGGACGAAACUGAGCCACAGAAAACGGCAACACACUCAACAACAACCGAGAAUGUCCACCUACGCAAGCUCCGAGAGUCGCCGCGUGACGCCCCGCGUGCACGGCAGCGGCUUCGACACAGCGCGGAGAAAGCGCGCGGCCCCGCACAUCUUCGAGCAAGUGCGCGAAGACGCGCUGGUGCGCCUCUUCCGCAAGGCGGGCGACGCCAAGGCCGAGGAGCGCGCGCGGAGCGUCUUUGCUGCGGCGGCUUCCCACGAGCCCGGCGAGACGGCGCGCGCGCUGAUGGCGCUCCACCAGCGCAAGAAGGACAAGCUGCUGCGGAUCGCCGGCGCCGUGCGCCGCUUCCUCGGCGUGCGCUGAACGGGUUGGCGGAGCCGCACGUGACGGCGAAGAGAAAGAAAUGAAAAACGGACGGACGAACAAAGUCGUUCGUUAUUGAAGAACUUUGUACAAAGUGUGCGCGUGCACGCAGCGAUGCCGGUCCGGUUAAGGGGACCACGGUGAGGACAGUGCACAGUGCACCGGUCUCAAGGAUGGAGACGGAGCUCCGUUAGUCUGAAACGGGACAGAAUCCGACGGACACGGGAAGAAAAGAAGGAAAAGAAAUCUGUCCAGAACCGGAACCGGGUCCGAACCGGGACCGUACUUCAGUGAAGGAGGAAAGAGAGACCCCAGGUGAACUGAGUUAAUGAGCCAAAGAUGCUAAAUUACCUCAGAUUCCACAACUCUCAUCAUUCCCGCGCUAUGAGAAGAAGAAGAAGCCAAUCAGAGCACAACAAAGACUUUUUCAUAUUAAUUUAUGAAAUAAUUAAUUUAGAUAUAAGUUUCUAAUAUUUGUUGCAUUUGUUUAUUUCUUUAAACGCACAUUCUGAGUGCACAAGGUGCCUCCUUACACCGAGAUGAAGGACAUUUAUUAAUAGAAAAGAAGAAGAAUGAAAAAAAAGCCUAUAAGAUCACGCCUCAGAUAUACUGUCAUAUUUAUGUGUGACAACCUCUGCCACUUUUUGCCUCAAUUCCAUUUGUGUUCCUGUGUCAUAAGAUGCAUAAUUUUAAUGUACACAUUUAUUAACGCCGCUAUUUAUUUGUUGCAAAAUUGUGGUGUUUUUUUAUAUACCUGAACGUGACUGUGCCAGUUUUCACAAAUAAUAAAUUAUUAACUAAAGUCA
This is a messenger RNA of Astyanax mexicanus (Mexican tetra), 1271 nucleotides long. RefSeq names its product transcriptional and immune response regulator a (gene tcima). The coding region runs from base 157 to 465 and encodes 102 amino acids. The record is from RefSeq and is a predicted model, not a curated record. Gene Ontology annotation, biological process: negative regulation of Notch signaling pathway; endothelial cell activation involved in immune response. Gene Ontology annotation, molecular function: Notch binding. The transcript has a single exon. Lineage: Eukaryota; Metazoa; Chordata; Actinopteri; Characiformes; Acestrorhamphidae. Gene Ontology annotation, cellular component: nucleus; cytosol.